This is a messenger RNA of Puntigrus tetrazona (Sumatra barb), 3506 nucleotides long. RefSeq lists its product as uncharacterized. Lineage: Eukaryota; Metazoa; Chordata; Actinopteri; Cypriniformes; Cyprinidae. Bases 1070 to 1711 code for a protein of 213 amino acids. The record is from RefSeq and is a predicted model, not a curated record. The transcript has 5 exons.
UUAUUAAAAAAUGUAUCAGCCCCAAGCAAAACGCCGUUAUCAAAGUCAGCUUACCUGAAUGCUCGGUAAAGAGGGUAGACCACCCAUAAGCCUGAUUAAUAAAAACGAGACCAGGUCUGUGAGGCUUAACAGUCAUUUCUCAGCGUGGUCAGCUGGUCACGCAUAGCAAGAUGCUGAGGACACGAUCUUGUGGCUUUGGCAGUGUCUGAAUCCGGGAAGCCCGGCCCCAGAGCUCAGGAAUGAGCCGUUAGGUCCUCAGACACCCAGACCGAGAGAUGGACAUGUGUUUGACUGCCGACAGACAGGCUAGUUACAGGAAACUAUAAAUCAGCACAGGCAAAGCUGCCAGGAAUUCUUCACGAAGGACACUCUUUAUGAGUUGCUUCCCUUUAUUUAAAGCUAAGAAGAGGAUUCAACGAUCAAAAGCGCUCUUAGUUAAGAACGAACAGGUCACGGAGCAUUAAAAGAGCUCUUAAAGCACUGUUUGCUCUGUGCGAGAGGUGAGAUGGAAAGGAACUCUUGCGCGAGCUCUGACUUGCAGAUGAAGUGUGGAAACACCCUGGUGUUAUUCAGGACAGAAAAUGGAGGACAGCUGCAUGCAUUCUGGACCAGGCAGGAGAAACAGUGGUUGCUAACGGCACGUCCGGCCAGUUUUGUUGCAUAAUAAGAAACCCAAGCAUAGUUUCAGACUCUGGAGUAAGUAGCCUGCCAGUUCUAGCGACGGUACUGCAGCUGAACUGCCGCUCAGGAAGUUUUGUGUAUGUUUAGCUCAUAAAAUCCAAACCUGUACAUCUGAAGUGGCCCAAGAAAGCCGAUGAAAAGACGUGACCCGGCAGACCAUGUCCACCGUGUUUCUCCGGACAAUGUUGUUCUUUUUGCUAUCUGAGACGACGGCUCAAACGGUCCCUUAAAACCAUGGCACUGCUCAGAGUGGGCCGCACCACAGACUGUCAGAGGCCUGAGCCUGGUGUAUUGUGCUCUCUGCUUCUCACAUCGGCUGAAUAAUCAUCACAGAGGAUCUCUUGUUCUCGCAUCACUCAAACAUACUGGCCUCAGAGGAACCCAGAAGAUGGCGUGCAGUCCGAUGAGUUUUGCAGUGCUGUGCUGCAUACUGUGGCUCGCCGCGCCUGCCUUCCUGCACUCCGAAUGUAAGGUGGCCUACGUGACCGAACACAGCGUGUACAUGUGCUCGUGCGCCCAGGAUCUGGCCUUCUGCGAGAAGAUGAACUCCAGCGAGUUCAGCAGCUGCAGGGACGAGUCAUCUGUCCUUCUCAAGGCAGAGAGUCCCAGCCCGGUUCACAAAAAGCAUCUGACUGUGUACUACAGCUCGCCUCUUAACGUGGCCCUGCUGCUGAACAACUCCGAGGUCCGUCACCUCACUCUGGUCCAGUGCAAGCCCGCCGCCGAGCGGCCCGUCCCGGCUGAGUACUUCACAGUGCAGCGCUUGGAGAAGCUAAUGGUCAUGUAUCCCUUCUGGAAGCCCAAACAAAGCUACGACAUUAUUGUAGGCAAGGACAGGGACGCCCCUUACCACGAGGAGGCCAGGAUCGCCGUCAUUCAUACCUCUGUGCUGGCUGGAAAAACAGAGCUCAAGUCCUACACGGUCCAAACCAAAGUGGACAGCAGUGGAAUGUUGGCCUUCCCCAACGUUUUUGUGUCUAGCAACGAGCUUUCAGAAAUGUCCAGGAUAUUUGUCACUUUUCUGUACUGAGAGGCAUUUUUUUUGAGGAAUUUAAAAGCUUUGUUGUAGGCGGUAUAACACAAAUAGCUGGUGUGCAUAAUUAAAGUGCCCCUAUUAACGGAUUUUACGUUUCAUGUAGUGUGUAAUACAGCUCUAAGUGAAUGAAAAAAAACUGCAAAGUUUUCUAAAAUGCACUGUGCACAAAGUUAUUUCUCUCAAAAGUAAGAAUCAUUGAAACGAGUCAAAAUGAUCUCCAUGAUCUUUUGGAGAUGGUCUGAAUAAAAAUGCGAAUAGAUUUUUUUGCCAAUCGGUGCCAUUUUUGGAUAACAGAUUUAAAUGAAAACGACCAAUCACUGAAAGUGUUUGGAAAAAUACAUUUUUAAACGAACCGCUCGCGCGGGAAAAAUAAAUGUGUUUUUGACCUUGCUUGCAUGUCAACAUGUUGUUUGGGACUCCCAAAGCCAAAAUACGAACUGUUCAUAAACCAGGGGCACUUUAAUAAUUGAUAUGCUUAUAGAAAUACUUAUUGCAUACAUUGCAAACAUCAAAAACAAGAGGUUUGGGUCACACUUUAAAAUACUGUUCCAUCGUUAAUGAGUGACAGGAACAAAUGAUGCACUAUUAUCAUUGGAAAAACUACUAUUGCCUAACAAGAAACUCUAAUAAUUUAGUAAGUAAUAGCACUCAGCUGAAACUGGUAGUUCACAAUUAGCUAACACUAUUUUUCAUAUAUUCUGGAGAACUCCUUUACUGUAUGCAGGUUUAUAACUAAUGCAUAAUAAAUAAUGAUUUCCAAAAUGAAGAUAAUGGUGACCCUAGUGGGUAAUGACUCAAGUACACUACUAAUUAUUUGGCUUUUAAGACAUAUGUAAGUUUUGAGAUGUAUGUAAGGUUUUGGAUAGUAAUGGCUCAAGUGUUACAACCUCCUUCUGAAGAUACUACUAGUUAUAUGGAUCAUAUUUUAAUUACCUAUUACUUACUACUUCAUUAAUCAGAGUUUCUUGUUAGUUAGUAGUGGUUACUAGAGCGCUAAUGCAUUGCUCAUGUGUUCUUGUGUAGUUAUUAAAGAUGGAACUGUAUUCUAAAUGUCACCGAGGUUUGCAGGCUUUGCACAUUUCGUGUGUUUUGCGCAUACGCUGCUGUUUUACUGAGGAUUUAAUUCUCCUAAGAUGUUUUGUAUGCACAAAUAAAUGGGAUAAUAUUGCUUUUUUAAAAUGUAUUUAUACAAAUAAAAAUGGAUUUUCAGCAAUUGUGCGAUGCUGUCGUUCACGGGUCUAAUCGUGAGGGUAGACCUGAGAGGUAGUCAUCCGUAACGCUUGUUUAAAAAACAACCCAGGCUCGUAUAAAAAUCAAAAGCAAAAGUAUAAGCAAAUGUGAGAUAAUAAUGCAUUCGCUGCAGCAAUCCUGCCGUUUUAGCUUGUAUCUGCAUGUCUUUGACUCAUAUCUGAGCGUUCCGCAUCCCAGGUGCGUUUCUGCGCCAGCUGAGCUACUGAGCAGAUUGAAUAGAUCAGAAGAGGACUGGUACGGAACUGGUAGGCAGUCAUUUGUGUGCAGAGGAGUAAAGGUGUUGCUGUUCCACUGCCUCUAGUGUUCGUUUCACUUGGAAACUGCAUGUGGCUUGUUUUGUAGUCAUGCAGAGUUUUUCUUAUUCAUGAUAGACUAAAUGCACAGACAUAGUAACGUAAGAUAUAUAGACAAGUUGCUUCCAGAAGGGCCAUCCAGUGUAAAAUAUACUCAUUGCAACCAAAAUAAAAGAGAAUGUAUAUAUUUUUUUCAGGCACCAAAUGUAUAGUCUACCACUUAAAGGUUAUUUCAGAAUUAUGCA